CCUGGGAUUCUCACUACUGCCGUGCGCGAUGGAUGUUGGGUUUUGAUUGAAGAUAUAGAUCUCGCGUCAAUGGACGUGUUAUCUAUCUUAUUUCCUUUGCUUGAGACUGGUCAACUUUUCAUUCCAGACAAAGGUCAAAAAAUUUAUGCAAAGCAGGGUUUUCAAUUAUUUGCAACAAGAAGUUUAAUGUCCGACUGUGAUAAUGAGAUUUCAAAAAGGCAAACGACUGAUUCUGUUAUCGGUCAUACAUUAUGGACCAAAAUUAAAGUACAAUCCCAAAGUAUCGAUGAACUAGAAUCUAUAGUUGCAAAUCGUUUUGGAGGUUUACAGGAUUUAGUUCCCGAUAUUAUACGUGUUUAUAAAGCCAUGGUUUCCAUUUAUCAAGAUGUUACAAUGUUUUCAUCAAAUGCACUUAGAUUUAUAUCUGCUCGUGAUUUGAUGAAAUGGUGUAAGAGAAUCGAAUUUUUUAUUGGUUCAAAUGAUCUUGUGACUUAUAGUCAAGGUCUUUCAAAUAAAGUGCGAGAAGAACUUUUCAAAGAAGCCGCUGAUUGCUUUUGUGCCAUGAUUUCAGACUAUAAAAGUUGGUUCAUGGUGUUAGAGAGGCUUGGUGAAACUCUAGGAAUGACUGAUCAAUGGGUUCAAUUCUAUGUAAAUUCUUACAUUCCAAACAUUAAUAUUGAUGAUAAGGAUAUUAUAAUUGGACGGGCUCGGUUUCUUUCAGUGAACCGCAAAAAAAAUAUAAACAUUAAACGUGAAUCACAACAACAAUCAUUUGCCAACACAGGUCAUACUUUAAGAUUAUUGGAACAAAUUGCAGUAUGUGUUCUUCUAUGUGAGCCUGUCCUAUUAGUUGGCGAAACUGGAACUGGUAAAACGGCAACAAUUCAAUAUUUAGCUGAACUUAUGCAUCAAAAUCUUAUCGUUGUUAAUUUGUCACAACAAGGUGAUAGCAGUGAUCUUCUUGGUGGUUUUAAGCCGGUUGAUGCAAAAGUUAUAGUUACGCCCUUGAAAGAAGAAUUUGAUAAAUUAUUUAGAAAAACUUUUUCAGUGCAAAAGAAUUCUCGUUUUUUGGAAACAAUACAUAAAAUGUAUGUUACCAAGAAAUAUUCAAAAUUAGUAACUUUAAUGCAAGAGGCAAUUAAAUUAGUUGAGACAAGUUUUAACACGGAACAAAGUCAAGAUGAACAAAAGAAUUCACGAAAAAUAUCAAGUCCUGAGCUAAGAAAUCAAUGGAAAUUAUUUGAAAAUUCUGUUAAGGAAUUUCAAUACCAGCUUGAUCAAAUACGUAACAAAUUUGUUUUUAAAUUUGUUGAAGGUUCUUUAGCGAAUGCUGUUACAAAAGGUGAUUGGAUUCUUCUGGAUGAAAUUAAUUUAGCAUCAACAGAAACCUUAGAAUGUUUAAAUAGCAUUCUUCAAGAUUCAGAGAGCUCUUUGUUAUUAAUUGAAAAAGGUGAUUCUAAACCAAUCACUCGUCAUCCAAAUUUUAGAAUUUUCGCAUGUAUGAAUCCUGCAACUGAUGUAGGCAAGCGGGAUCUUCCACCUGGACUACGCAGCCGAUUUUCAGAGUUUUAUGUUAAUUCUCCAGAUAGUAGACGGGAUGACUUGUUGUGCAUUGUAAAAAAAUACUUAUCGGGAUGUAUUCAUGGCGAAGAUCGUGUCUGUAUUGAAAUAGUUGAUUUUUAUUUGGAGGUAAAGGAAUUGCAACGACAGCACAAGCUUGUUGAUGGAUCAAAUCAACGUCCUCAUUUUAGCAUGAGAACUCUUACUCGCGCAUUGAGCGUUGUCUCUCAAAUCACGCCAAUAUAUGGAUUAAAACGUUCUAUUUAUGAAAGUUUCUGUAUGACAUUUUUGACUCAAUUGAACAAAGAAAGUGAAAUAAUAAUGCAAGGCUUGAUCGAAAACUGUUUGUUAAAUGAUAUUAAUCUUAAGGCUCUAAUUACUCAAAUUCCGCGACAGCCGUCUAACGCUGAUUAUGUCCAAUUCGGAUGUUAUUGGUUAAAAAUUGGGCAAUAUCCUUCAAAAGAAGUAUCAAAUUAUAUAUUAACGCCUUCAGUAAUGAAAAAUUUGAACAAUAUAGCGAGAGUUGUCAUGAGCAGUAAAUUUCCAGUGUUACUUCAGGGCCCUACCUCAGCUGGAAAAACGAGUAUGAUUCAUUAUUUGGCUCAAAGAACUAAUCAUCGAUUUAUGAGGAUUAACAACCAUGAACAUACCGAUCUUCAAGAAUAUCUUGGUAGUUAUGUUACAAACAGUGAAGGCAAACUCGAAUAUCAGGAAGGGAUACUUGUUGAAGCAGUGAGAAAAGGUUAUUGGCUUGUGUUAGACGAGUUAAAUCUCGCACCUACUGAUGUAUUAGAAGCUCUAAAUCGUCUUUUAGAUGAUAAUAGAGAACUUUUUAUUCCUGAAACACAAGAAGUGAUCAGACCACAUAGUGACUUUAUGCUUUUUGCGACUCAAAAUCCACCUGGAUUAUAUGCCGGGCGUAAAGUACUUUCCCGUGCAUUUCGUAAUCGGUUCGUUGAGAUACAUUUCGAUGAUAUUCCGGAAGAUGAACUAGAAACUAUUCUUUCGGAGAGAUGUGCUAUUGCUCCAUCUCAUUGUAAACGUAUGGUCCAAGUCUAUAAAAGACUUAUGGAACAACGUCAAAAUUUAUUCCGGUGGGCAAAAAGGGGUGCGAUAGAUUAUAAGGAAUUGGCUGAACAGGGUUUUAUGCUUUUGGCAGAAAGGGUAAGAAAGCCUGAUGAAAAAUUAAUUGUUAAACAAGUAUUAGAGACGGUAAUGAAGGUAACUAUCGAUGAAAAUGCCAUAUAUGAUUGCUCUAAAUUGGAUGAGUUUAAAAUGUAUCAAAAAAACAAUAUAGUUUGGACAAAAGCUAUGAAACGAUUAUUUAUGCUUGUUGCGCAAUGUUUAAGGUUUAAUGAGCCUGUCUUAUUAAUUGGUGAAACUGGAUGUGGCAAAACGUCAGUGUGUCAAGUGUUGGCCGAAGCUCGAUACACUGACUUGUAUGUUUUAAAUUGUCAUCACAGCACUGAAACUGCGGAUUUGCUAGGUGGGCAAAGGCCGUUGAGAAAUCGAGAUGUUUUGAAUUCUGAACUUAAACACGAUAUUUCUGAGUACUUGAAAAAUCAUGAACAACAUGAUAUAGAUUUGGAAAAGCUUGAUUUGUGUGAAUUGGUUAGACAUCUUGAUCUUGUUUCCAAAGAUGAACAGAACUUACAAAUUGAUAAAGAUAAAGUCAAACACUUAUCAUCAAGAUAUAAACAGUCUUGCACUUUAUUUGAAUGGAUUGAUGGACCGCUUGUUAAGGCCAUGAAAGGUGGAUCGUUUUUUUUACUAGAUGAGAUUUCUUUAGCUGAUGACUCUGUUAUAGAGCGUCUUAAUAGUGUUCUUGAGCCUCAUCGAAGUUUAACAUUACCGGAAAAAGGAGGGAAGUGCAUUAAAGAAUUAGUUGCUGAAAUUGGGUUUCAAUUUUUGGCGACUAUGAACCCUGGAGGUGAUUAUGGGAAAAAAGAAUUGUCACCUGCUUUGAGAAACAGAUUUACAGAGAUUUGGGUUCCGCCAGUAUCAAGUGAGGAAGAUCUGUUGCAAAUUAUUAGUUCACAACUUAUAUAUCCUGAGUCAAAAAACGUUGGACUGUCGAUUUUAGAAUUUAUAAAUUGGUUUUUUCAUAUACUUGGUAAUCAGGGCGCAAUCAUUAGUCUUAGGGAUAUUUUGUCAUGGGUAAACUUUAUUAAUGUCACUAUAGGACAACUUGGUCCCAAAGAAUCCUUUAUUCAGGGUGGAUGCCUAGUAUUCUUAGAUGGACUUGGAUCGAGUUCCGCAUCACGCACGUUAUUAUCAGGGCAAACUUUAAAAGAUAUUCGAAUGAAAUGUUUGACGAAACUGAAAGAAUUAAGCGCUAAUUUUGCUGUUUUUGAAUCAUUUGUCAAUUUUGAUUGUGAGCCAAUUAAAAUACAUUCCAAUGAAACACAUUUUGGUAUUAAUUACUUUUCUAUACCUAAAGGACCAUAUAUAUCUCAUGACAUUACUUUUACUUUACAUGCACCUACUACUUCGGAUAAUGCUAUACGCAUUCUUCGAGCUAUGCAAGUCCGAAAACCCAUUUUAUUGGAAGGUAGUCCAGGCGCUGGUAAAACUAGUUUGAUCACUGCGUUGGCAGCAGCGUCAGGUCACAAACUUGUUCGUAUAAACUUAUCUGAUCAGACCGAUUUGAUAGAUUUGUUUGGUUCAGAUCUUCCUGUUGAAGGUGGAAUAAGUGGCGAAUUUGCAUGGCGAGAUGCACCAUUUUUACAAGCAAUGAAAUCAGGGGAUUGGGUAUUAUUAGAUGAGCUUAAUCUUGCAUCACAAUCUGUAUUAGAAGGCCUCAAUUCAUGCUUAGAUCAUCGUGAAGCGAUAUACAUACCAGAACUGGACAAGGAAUUCUUCUGUGCUAAAGAAUUUCGCGUUUUUGGUGCGCAAAAUCCUUUGCAUCAGGGUGGAGGUAGAAAAGGCCUCCCUAGAUCAUUUAUUAAUCGAUUUACACAGGUUUAUAUUGAUCAACUCACGAAUAAUGACCUACUCUUUAUAUGUAAGAGCUUAUUUCCACAAGUAAAGGAAGUUGUUUUGGAAAAAAUGAUAGAGUUUAAUACUCGGAUAAAUGAAGAUAUAAUGAUUAAAUGCUUAUAUGGGCGAAACGGGGCUCCAUGGGAAUUCAAUUUGCGAGACAUAUUUCGUUGGCUUGAAUUACUUAGUAAAGAUUAUAGCCUUGGAUUUUACUCUUCACCUGAUGAGUAUUUGGAUCUCAUCUAUCUUCAGAGAAUGAGGACUGAACAAGAUAGGGAUUGCAUUAUUUCAGUUUUCAAUGAAAUUUUUGGCCAGAAUUAUCAACGACCAAAACAUCCAUAUUAUCAUAUUGAUCCUAAAUUUGUUCAAGUUGGUCAUUCACUUUUAAAGCGUGAAGAUUCUCAUAUAACUCAUUCUUCAAUAAAUAAGUUGCAUAUUUUACAAUCUCAACUACGUCCAUUGCAAUCAUUGAUGAAAUGUGUUGAAAUGAAUUGGAUGGUCAUAUUAACCGGUCCUGAAGCAUCUGGAAAAACCAAUUUAGUAAGAUUACUUUCAAACCUCACUGGAAACCCGCUUGAAGAAUUCAUGAUGAAUAAUUCUGUAGACACUAUUGAAUUAUUAGGUGGAUUUGAACAAUUUGAUUUAUCCCGACAUCGUCAAAUUGUAAUUAAUGAGUUAUUAAAUCUGACUAACGAAGUUACUAAAUAUGUACUUUUAUCAACGCAUGUUCAACUAUCAAAUUCUAAUUUCCAAACUGAUAAUAUUGUGCAAACUUUGAUGCAACUUAAUCAUGUAUUAUUCACUUUGAAAAACUAUUUCAAAUUUAACAUGCGCUUGGAUUAUUCAAUAGUUGAUUAUUUAUUGUCAAUACUUGAACAGACCAUUUCAAGUUAUGGCUUAACCUUAACAAUUAAAUGGCAUGCAAUUUUCGAUAAAGUUACUAGCUUGAAGUCUAAGGAAAAUGAACCAGUUUCAGGCCUUUUUGAAUGGGUUGAUGGUGUAAUAAUUAAAGCAUUACAGAAUGGUCAUUGGUUACUAAUUGAUAAUGCUAAUCUCUGCAAUCCAUCAGUUCUUGAUAGACUCAAUUCUUUACUUGAACCAAAUGGUGUUUUAAUGGUAAACGAGCAUAGUAUGAUUAAUGGUGAAAUAAGGAUGAUUCGUCCUCACAAAAAUUUUAGGCUCUUUAUGACCCUUAAUCCAAAAAACGGAGAAUUAUCACGCGCAAUGCGAAAUCGUGGUGUAGAAAUUGCAUUAUUAAAUACGGAAAUGAUCGAAAAUCGGCAAGAUUUGACAAGACUUGCCAACAGUUUUGGGCUUUGGCAUCCUUAUUUUCCAGCUGCUAUGGAAAAAUUUAUAAACGAAAUUAAUAAUAUGUCAUUGUCCAGUAAAUUUCGACCAACCUUAAGAUGGUAUAUCAUGAUUGUGAAAAUGGUGAUUGAAAGAAUUCAACGUGGUGAUAACUUUUCACAAGCUUUAAUUUCAUCGUUGCGACAAGCUUGUCAUUGUAUUGACAGUCAUAACUUUGAAGUGUAUUUUCAAGAUUUUAUCAAAACUUAUGAAUUCGAUAAGAUAUACUUUUCAUCCAACAUGUUAUUGUCUUCUAAUUAUCCAUUUGUUGUUGAUGGUGAUUUAUAUAAAAAUGAAUCAAUUUUGGCCAAAAUUUGUUUGCAAGCUUCUCAUCUAUUACAUAUUGUGCUCAAAUGUGAAACAUCUGCCGGUCAUAAUAUGAAGUCAAUCAUAUCGAGUCCAUUAAUUAUAGCUAGUGAAUGUUUUGUUGAGAUGACUUCUUUAGAAGAUUUUCCAAUACGACAAUAUUGGGUUAAUUUUGUUUCCUCUGCAAUGCAAUCUUCGCAUUUGUUAGUUAAUAAUAAGCAAAACUCCUUGGAUUAUACUCAAUUUUUACUAAAUAAAGUUAUAAAUCACUCUCUUGCUAUUCAACUUGCUGACAUUAAAAGUCGAUUAGCUUAUGAAAUCGGUCUUGAUGUGUCCUAUAUGUCAUAUCAGCCUCUUGACAUUACAAGUAAUCUUCCUUUAAUCAAUUCAAUUGAUAUAUACACAUCCAACCUUUGUGAUAACUUGAAAACUGGUGUAAUCCAUAUGUUAUGGAAAGAAUAUUCCUCAAAAAUUAAAUCGUUUUAUUUGUUGAAACAUAUUUUGAGGAAUGAAUAUAUUGAGAAUGUGGCUUAUGAACAGGCAAUGCAGCAGAAAGUCUCAAAUAUGACUUUGGCACAGCAGUCAUAUUGCUAUCAUCAAGGAAAAAUUUCUGAGAGUCAGUUGGGUAAUAAGAUUGUUGGGGUUAUAUAUCCUUUUCUGGAAAGAUCAAGACAAUGUGUCCUUUCUUGUAUUGAAAGAGAGUUAAAUGAUGAUGAGCUGUCUUUGUUAUUUGAGUUUAUAAACCAACGAGAUUUCUUAUGGGAAUGUUUGCAGCAAUCAUCUCUCGACAUUGGAGAGUUAUCUACAUGCACCAAAAUGCUUUAUGAUAUAAUAUUUUCAUUAUACGAUAAACAUCAAGAAAUUAUGCGCCCUUUAUGUGAUAUUUUGAACACACUGACUGAAGUUACAGCUUUAACGACAGGAUUAUUUAUGAAAAUACUAUGGAAACAUUUUCAUCAUAUAUCUCUUAAAAAUAUGGAUCUUUUUCUACUUAAACAAGAGUUAUUUUCAAUUGAAAGCGAAUUGAAUAAAUACGAUACAAAUCAAGAUAGUGCAUAUAAAAUAAAAAUAAUGCUGGUUGAUGCUGCCGCCACAUUAUACUUCCUCGAUGAAAGAACGGAUGCUGAUUCUAUUAAAUUAUUGGAUUCAAUAAAGAAGAUUCCCGUGCAUAUUCGAACAAAGCUUGCUGAUACUCGUUUAAAAUCUAUUGAUUGCGAUGUCAAGCCUUCCUUGCAAGAUCCAUGUGAGCUGUUCAAUUGCAUAAUGGACUAUUGGAGUGUUAUUUACGAGAUGCAAAUUAUGAGUCAGCUUCAAUUCAUUGCUGCGCAAGAAUUUAAGUCUACAAAUGUUGAGUAUAGUACGAUACUUUGUCAGAUAUCUGAAUUUCGCGAUUGGAUGCUAAUAAAUUCGACAAGAAAACCGUUGGACUUUACUCCACACCAGCAACUUCUCUGGAUAUACGGAAAUGAUGCCAAUGUUCCAAAGGAUAAAGCCGAACGCAUGUUGAACAACAUUAUUCAGGAUAUUUUAUAUGGUUGGCACAUUAAACUAUGGAACAGCAGCUUCAGCAACGCUAUUGUGGAUAAUGAUGUGACCACCUCAAAAUUUUCAAGGGCAAGUCAUACAGCUUUUAGCCCUGCUAGGUUAUUUCAAAGCGCUUUUAGCGAAUAUUAUUUUAAAUUCACGCUACAAUAUAUACCUAUCGGUUCAUUCAAUUCUGCAUUAAAUUGUCUUGAAAAUUUUGAAAAGCAAAUUGGAAAUAAAUUAGUCAUUAAAAUAAAUCGAAUGAACUUCGAUAUUGCUUGUCUUGUGCAGCAUCUUAAGCAGGUUUUCCUUCCGCUUAGUCAUUUAUUUUCUUCAGAGUCUUGGCAUGAAAUAUGUCGCAAUUUUGAAAUUAUUCUUAAUGCAACUAAAAGUUUACCGGUUCUCAAGACGAACGACACUAUUGUUAAUUCACUUGAUGCUCUUUCUGCCGCCUUGAAAACAACACACGAUUCGUUCUUUCUUCUCGCAUUAGAUCGAUGGUUUAUUCCAAUAGUUAAUUCCAUUUCAAUCAUUUUCAAAGAAUGUGCAUCUCACACAUAUGACAAGUUGUUAGUGAAAAUCGGACGCGCGUGGGUCUUCCUUGCAUUAGGUUUUAUUACAUUGUACGUUCCAAAUUAUCCCUUUGACCCGACGAUGGAAACCUCUUUUAAAUGUAAGCAAUUGCAAUUUAUGCAAUCCCAUUUGGAAAUGGAAAUCAAUGUACGUGCUGAUUUUGAACGGAAUAUAACUGGCGAGUCUACAAACAAUCCCAUUAAGAAUCUAAGGCAAAAUUUAGACGACGUUAGAUCACUUUUGACGCGUAAAUCUGUCGAGUUGGCAUUGCGUCCAGAUAUUUCGCAAAUUAACGAGCUUUUUAGACAUAUACAUUACAUUUGUAAUAAUGUUAUAGAUGUAACACAUAUUCUAACACUUCUGGACGACCUGGAAAAAGGAAACGAUUCGUCUGUUCUUGAGCGUGAGAUUUUAUUACAAGAGAAUACAUUACAAUUUAUUCAACGAAUGAAUCAAAAUUACCCUCUCUAUCGUGAUUUACUUCAACCAAUUUUUAUUUCUAUUUUUCAAUUAAAACAUGGUAUUAGGCUGGCUGCAUCAUCUUUCAAAUGUUGGAACUCUUCACAUGAAUUAACAAUCUUUAAUGUGAUAAAAUGUCUUUUAUCAAUUACCAAAUUGGGAUAUCCAUUAGAGUGCAUUGAGAUACUUGCAUCAUCUGAUUCAUUGAAAAGCAUUAAAAAGUUUAUUUUUUCUGCAGAAUCUAUUACUGAAAAAUGGGAUAAAUAUUUGGAAUAUAUGGUUGUCGUUCUUCGAUGUUUAUAUUCUCACAUAUCAAAGCGUGGUCACAUAAUUUCUAAAGAUUUAGAAUUUAUUCAAAGAAUAUUCGGAGAAAUAGCAGACGUAUACGUUGCUGCUGAAGAUCAAAAGAAGAAAAUCGCUUAUGAAAAAGAAUGUUUAUACAAAAAUAAAACUAAAGUGUACUCUAAUAUUACUGACGAGCAGGAUGCCGAAGCAGAGCUUAAACGGAUGUUUCCGGAUUUUAGUCAAGAUUUUGAUGACACGAGUGAUGAUAAUGAGAUUGAUAAUGAGAUAGAUGAUUCACAAUCAAAGUCAUUAGAAGAUGUGGUAAUUGUCAAAGAUGAAAUUAUUAUAAAUAUAUGCACAUUACAUAAAAUGUUUGUCAGUGACUUUAACUUAUAUUGUGCAAAAUGUGUUGAAGGCUGCCCGAAGGCAAUUCAGCAGACGUUCUGGGCAACUUUUAGCAUGGCUCGAGAUCUUGCUUCACUUAAUAACAAAUUAUAUCCAGAAGAACUUGAUGACGCAUUUGCAACAUGCACAUUAUUAGGCACGUCGAUAUUAAAAAAUUGGUUCGUAGGAAAGAAUGAAAUCAUAAAUAUAUAUAGUUCAAACAAUACAGUUCCAGAAUUGUAUGAUUUCUAUAAAGAUCAUAACAUAUUUGAAGCAAAAAAAUUAAUUCCUAUAAUCACAAACUUGCAACAACGUGUUACGGAAUUAAUCGUAAUGUGGCCUGAACAUGCAAUACUUCACCAAAUUAAUAAUAUUUGCGAAAGGAUCAAAGGAUUCAAUUUAAAUUCACCUAUUGCAAAAUUCCUUACAGGAUUAGAAAUUUUAUUACAAAAAACUGAAGAUUGGGAAACGUAUGCUAGUAGAGAUACAACAAUUAAAUCAUAUCAAAAAGAAAUUAUUGAGCUUAUUAUUCAAUGGAGGCAACUUGAAUUGACUUGCUGGCCAAAGUUACUGGCGGUACAAGAAAAAUAUUAUGAAUUAUCCGCAUCCAAAUGGUGGUUCCACCUCUUUAACUGUAUAAUUCUGCCCAUAAAUGAUCUUAACAAGCAAUCAUCUUACGAUAGAACAACUACAAUUUUCCAACAGCACAUAAAUGAAAUUGUUCGCACUCUUGAUCAAUUCUUGCAAUCGUCGAAAUAUGGUGACUUUAAAUCUCGGCUCGAAUUAAUCCGUUGCUUCUACGAACAUCUUUGUACAUUGGAUCAUUUUUCAAAAGUUAAUGCACAUAAUAAUUCAAGUGAUGAAACGUAUAAAUCACUUUAUAAACAAGCAGCUGAUGUGCUUUGGAACGUCUACAAGUACUAUUCCCAAUUUCUUUAUGAACUUGACAAUGCGUUAGUUGAUAUGCGUAAGCCUAUAGAAAAAGACCUUUGUCAAUUCGUAAAGAUUGCUAGUUGGAAAGAUAUAAAUAUUUAUGCCUUAAAGCAGAGUGCCCAAAAAACCCAUCGACACUUAUCGAAAUGUAUUCGAAAAUAUCGAGAUGUACUUGAUAGGCCAGUUACUGAUAUUAUAGCAUCCUGUCAAACGAUUUUCCCCAAGAGCCAGUUAGGAAGUAACAGUUCCAAUGAUGUUGAGUAUUGUACGUACGAUUGCCCGGAAAAUUGGUUUCCGAACACUAUUUCUAUUGAUCCUCCUGCAACGACAUUAGAGCUACAAAUAGAAUUAAGCAAAGAAGUAUUACCUGCACCUGACCGAUUCAUAAACAUCGACAAAACCUUGAAAAAAUUCCGUUAUUAUUGUCUUAAUGAUAUUUUCUUAUAUAAACCACUUAGUAAAAAACCUAUUCUCGAUGAUUUUGCUACAGAAAUUAUUGCGCGAAUAAAAACGCUCCAAGAACAAACACAUUACAUAAUGGAUAAAGACAAAAAAAACUAUAUCAUAAAUCUUAAAUUGGUAAAGAAAAAAUCUUUAGUUGAUCUUUUAAAAGAAUUGAAAAGGAUUGGAUUGUGCAAAUUUCCAAAUACAAAGGUUAUAAAGCAACAACAAGAUCUGGUUGGCUAUACUUUUCAACUUCCUAGAAUUCAAAUAACCAAAUCAUUGUAUGAAACUGUAGAAUCCUUACUCCAUAAGGACGAGUCCACUUCAAAACCUCCAACUACGCAUAUUUUCGUACCAAUUUUGCAAAAAGCUGAUGAUUAUUAUUACCGAAUUAUUGCUCAAAUGACACAUCUUCGACAAAUAUCCACAACUCAUUCUAAGGAUCUUUCACUUCAAGAAGUACAGAAAGGAUUAGGUUUUGUAGAAGACUUAUUAUGUUUAUUAAUAGAAGAAAGAAAAUUCUUGUGCGAAUUAGAACAAGAGUACAUUGGACUUUCAGGAGUCAUGGUACAAUUAGGCUCAAUAUAUUCAGCAUACAAUUCCCAUCGCUUAAAUGCUAAAGACUGUGGAUUAGUGUGUCUCGAUUCUUUCGAUGAAAAAAGUGUAUGGAAUAUCAAAAUGCUCUUAGAUGAUAUAGAAUGCAUGUUAUCACAUUCACGCUUACUAUUUAAUAUUCAAAAACAAUUCUCCAAACAUGAAGUUUCUUUUGAAUAUGAAGAGAUCAGUCAUAAUAUUGGUAAUUUGUUUGAGAUAAUCUCUGCAGCUCGAAAGAGAUUUAGUUGUGUAUUCGACAGGAUCGUUCUAUAUCCUGACUAUGCAAACGGAAGUGCUGGAAUUAUAACUCAGGAUAUUAUAAAAAUGGCCAAGAAUGAGAUUCAUAUAAUUAGUACUUUGUAUACAUAUGUUAAAGAUCUAUGCUCUCGUCAUCCGGAUCUUUCACACAUUUUCCAACCGCUUUGUGAAUACAUAACUUCUAAAAAUAACCUGUUUCAAUUUUCGAAACAAGAUAAUUAUACGCAUCCAAGCUUAAAUAAAGAAACAAAGUUAACUCUCGGACGAAUUGUUCACAAAAUCAACAAUUUACUUGAUGAGAUCCUACUAUGUAUCCAAAAUUUAAGAAAACUGUCCGCUCAAAACGACAUUCAUCACCAACAUCAAGAAGACAUGUGUGAUGGUUAUAUCCGUUAUGAACAUGAAUGCUAUCUAAACUUUUUAAAGAAACUACAAUUAAAAAUUACUUUGGAUCAUUUCAAUGAGAUCCAUUCACAACUUUCUGAAUUAAUGGAUGAUAAUAGAUUUAAAAAUGAUAUUUGUCAGGAUUUAAUUUCAUGUUUAUUACAAAGAAUCUUUCCAUUUAUUCAGCAGUACUUAAUAAUCGUUAAUGGAUUUAUGUUAAAUUUUAUUUUACACCAUAAAUCAUUGUGUAAGCUCUCAUUGGUACUUUGUAACUCUUUUGUAAUCAUUUUCACAAAAGGAUUCUGCAUGCCGGAAACAGAAAUGAAAGAUGAUGAGUCAGGAGAUAUUGAUGAUAAUGCACAAGGAACUGGUAUUGGUGAAGGUGAUGGCACAAAAGAUGUGAGUGACGAAAUUGUCAAUGAAGAGCAAGUGCUGGGAACUCAGAAUCAGGCUGAGAAGUUAUCAGGAGAGCCAACUAAUCCAAACAUAGAAAAUAAUGGUGUUGAAAUGGAAAAUGACUUUGAAGGAACACUAGAAAGUACUGAACAACUUGACGAUACGGAUUCAUCUCAGGAGGACGAUGACUUGUCGAAUUUGGAUGAGCAAAUUGGCAAUCUUGAUGAUGACGACCAAAACGUUGACGAAAAAAUGUGGAGAGAUGGUACACCCGAACAUGAGGAUAGUGGAGAAGCUGUUGAUCAAGUGCAUAAACAAUCUGACCCAAAAGGUGAAAUGGAUAUUGUUGCAAAAGAAAAUUAUAGCGAUUCUAAACAGGAAUCACAUCAAUCCAAACAGUCAGGUGAAGAAAGUUUGAGUGGAGCCGAAGAAAUUUCAAGUGAACAAAAUGAACAAAAUGAUGAUGAAUACGACAUGCAAAUUAAUGAUCAAACUAAGAUUGAAUUUGAUAUUCCUCCGGUUGAAAAUUUAGAUCUUCCAAAUGAUAUGAAUAUAGAUGAUCCUGAAGAUGAAUUUGACAAUCAAGACAAUGGAAAUAAAGUUCAUGAUGAUUAUGAUGCUGAUAACCUUGACAAUGAUGAUCUUUCUAACAUGCAUAUAGAUGUACCCGAACCUGACGCCAUCCAAGAACCUUUCACGAAAGAUCAAGAAGAUAGUAAAUCUGUCAAUUCAUUGGUAACUGAGACUAUGGUAGAUGAACCAGACAGCACUAAUAAUAUGGAUGAUAUUGACGGACAAUCAGAUAAAAUGGAUGAUAUUGACGGACAAUCAGAUAAAAUGGAUGAUAUUGACGGACAAUCAGGUAAAGCGACUGCUAUCCCAGAAGAAAGAUCUCGUAAAGACUCACAAGAACAUCUCACGAAAGAUCAAGACGAUAAUAAAUCUGUCAAUUCAUUGAUAACUGAGGCUAUGGUAGGUGAACCAGACUGCACCAAUGAUAUGGAUGGUAUUGACGGACAAUCAGGUAAAGUAACUGCUAUCCCAGAAGAAAGAUCUAGUAAAGACUCACAGGUCGUGAGAGAGAAUAUUAAACACGAUGAUAGUUCCAUGAAUGAUAUCCCCAUGAAUGAUAUAUACCCAAGCAAUAAUGGAGAGAAUAACGAUUUAGAUAAAAACCUUGGAACUUGUCAAGAAAGGCUGAACUGUAAUUUAAAGGAUGUCAACCCCCAUAGGAGUCUUGGUGAUGCUCUUGAACAAUGGCGUCGGAGACUUGAAAUAAUUGAUGAAAAUUCGAGCUCCCAAUUUAAACAAAACAAUGAUCUUCAAAGUAACAUAGAGCAAAAAUUAAACGAAAGUAAAAAUUUUGAAUAUAUAAAAGAUGAUGAUGUUUCUCAUGAUCUUCAGGUGAUGGCUGCAGCCACUGAAGAUCAAUUAAAAGCGGUUGAAACAAUUGACAACAAUGAUCAAACUUGUAAUUAUGAAUCUGUUUACGAAGACAAAGAGAUCGAAGAUUCCAUUAAUAUUCAAAAUGACAAAACUAUUUGUGAUGACACGGGUAGUUUACGACAGGAACUUGAAAUUAAAUUGUCAGAAUGGCGGCAGUCCGAUCGAAACAUUACCAAAUCAAGAGAACUCGGGCAAAAAGAUGAAAACCUUACUUAUGAUUCCAUUAAUAUUCAAAAUAACCAAUCUAUCCGUGAUGACACAGAUAGUUUACGACAGGAACUUGAAAUUAAACUGUCGGAAUGGCGGCAGUCCGAUCGAAACAUUACCAAAGCAAGGGAACUCUGGCAAAAAUACGAAAACCUUACUUAUGAUUUGGCUAAUGGUCUUUGUGAACAAUUGCGAUUAAUUCUAGAGCCUACCCUUGCCACGAAAUUAAAAGGAGAUUACCGGACUGGCAAAAGGCUCAAUAUGAAAAAGAUUAUACCGUAUAUUGCCAGUAAUUUUAAAAAGGAUAAAAUUUGGCUUCGCCGCACAAAACUAAGCAAACGACAAUAUCAAGUCAUGAUAGCAGUCGACGAUUCAAAAUCAAUGAGUGAAACUCGUUCGAUUCAACUCGCCUAUGAGACAUUAGCUUUGAUAUCUAAAGCAUUAUCGCAACUCGAAGUUGGUGAUAUUUCUGUUGUUAGUUUUGGAGAAAAGGUGCAAUUACUUCAUCCCUUUGAUCAACCGUUUAGCAGCGAAGCAGGAGCACAACUUAUACAUCAAUUUACAUUUGGACAAAACAAGACCUACGUCAGAUCAUUAAUGGAAGCAUCUAUCGAACUUUUGGAACGUGCCAGAAACAGAUAUAAUGGUGUAACACAGAGAAAAGAGUUAUGGCAACUUCAACUAAUAGUAUCAGAUGGUGUAUGUGAAGACCAUGAAACUCUUAAAUCUCUUGUCAGAAGAGCAACUGAAGCACAAAUAAUGGUUGUAUUUAUAAUUGUUGAUAACAAAUCAGAAAAAGAUUCUAUAAUAUCGAUGAAUCAAGUCAAGUAUAAAUCAGUAAAUGGGAUAAUGACACUUAGUAUGGAACGAUAUCUAAAUACCUUUCCGUUUGACUAUUAUGUAAUUUUAAGAGAUAUCAAUGCACUGCCAGAAAUUCUUGCUGAUACGCUAAGACAAUAUUUUAGUAUUGUUAGCCAGAAUAUUUUAUAG
Messenger RNA from Racocetra persica, 15069 nucleotides. The record is from the annotation of a GenBank genome assembly. NCBI's taxonomy places the organism in Eukaryota, Fungi, Glomeromycota, Glomeromycetes, Diversisporales, Gigasporaceae.